Messenger RNA from Humulus lupulus (European hop), 755 nucleotides. Its product is annotated as indole-3-acetic acid-induced protein ARG7-like. The record is from RefSeq and is a predicted model, not a curated record. Lineage: Eukaryota; Viridiplantae; Streptophyta; Magnoliopsida; Rosales; Cannabaceae. Gene Ontology annotation, biological process: response to auxin. The transcript has a single exon. Bases 262 to 564 code for a protein of 100 amino acids.
AGAAGAGUUGUAAGACAAUACCAUGUGAUGUGAUGAUAUCACCACCCCACUUCACAAGCCUUACUCCAUCCACCACUCAUUCAAACCAACACAAGAUAUCCUUCUACUACUUGUUUCAAAUAUAAAUAAGCAUAACAUUGGAAGCUAACCAUCAACCCAACUAAUCACACAACCAAAGCUUUCCACUUCCUUUGAAAUCUUCUCUACAUACAUCUUUCAUUCUCAACUCUCUUUUAUCCUUCUAAACAUACAUAGAUAACCAUGGGUUUCCGUGUGCCAAAAGUAGUUCCAGCUAAGAGAUUUCUUCGACGAUCUUUGUCCAAUUCAAACAAAGCAGCUUCAAUGGCAGUAGAUGUCCCUAAAGGCCAUUUAGCAGUUUAUGUUGGAGAGAACGAAAAGAAGCGGUUUGUUGUUCCUGUGUCAUUCUUAAGCCAACCUUUAUUUCAAGAGUUGCUUAUCCAAGCUGAAGAAGAAUAUGGUUAUGAUCAUCCAAUGGGAGGCCUAACGAUUCCCUGCACAGAAGAUGCAUUUAUUAAUAUCAUCUCGAAUCUGAAUGCUUCAUGAGACUCAACAAAAUUAGGCAGAUUCAUUGCAACAUUUUUGUAAAGUGAACAAUAUAGAACAUAUUUUUUUCCACCUUACAUUUUAUUUUCUUUUUCCUUGCGGAGUGAAAUAUGGCUCCCAGAAUGAGAAAUGUAUAGAGGAUGUUAGUAUCCAUAUUGCUAUAUAAUAUUUUUAUUUCUUUCUUUCAAGAA